This is a messenger RNA of Fraxinus pennsylvanica, 1770 nucleotides long. NCBI's taxonomy places the organism in Eukaryota, Viridiplantae, Streptophyta, Magnoliopsida, Lamiales, Oleaceae. The record is from the annotation of a GenBank genome assembly.
AUGUAUAUGAGCGGAAUGUGCAUGUGGGAUAUGGAGACCACAGCGAGCCAGCUAGCCAUUGUCUUCUACAAUAAACGAAUAGUCUAUGGCUUACCGCUCUUUCUUCUGGAUAUGAGCUUGAGUCUGAGUUUUGGGAAUCAUUGGAGCUUCAGGCCUAACAGAGGACCAACAGUUUGUAUUUCCCAGGAAAAUUGUAGCAUAGGAUUAGGCAAAAGGCAAGAAACAAAACGACAAAGUGAAAUCUUAGAAUAUGACACUGGCCUUAAUGCCAUUAAGACUGAUUCUCAGAAAGUCAAGGACUACGGACUCCCACCUCUAGUUAGUGCUCUAAAAGCUUCAGCUGAAGAAAAUGCAGCCAGUUUUCACUUUCCAGGGCAUAACAGAGGGCACGCAGCACCAUCAUCAUUGAGACAGCUGAUCGGUGUCAGACCAUUUCUUCAUGACUUACCCGAGCUUCCGGAGCUGGACAACCUUUUUGCUCCGGAGGGGCCUAUUUUAGAAGCGCAAAAACAGGCGGCUGAACUUUUCGGAGCAUCAGAAACAUGGUUUCUUGUUGGGGGCAGUACGUGUGGAGUCCAGGCAGCAAUUAUGGCUACUUGUUUACCUGGAGACACUCUUAUCCUUCCUCGAAACUCUCAUAUCUCUGCAAUCUCUGCCAUGAUAUUAUCUGGUGUGCUACCCAAGUACAUUGUCCCCGAGUAUGAUCAUAACUGGGACAUUGCUGGUGGCAUCACUCAUUUACAGGUAGAGAAAGCAAUCAAGGAACUAGAGAUGGAAGGUCGAAAACCAGCUGCUGUUUUGGUUAUUUCCCCGACUUACCAUGGUGUUUGCAGCAAUAUUGGUGCAAUUGCGGAGUUGUGUCAUACCCAUAAGAUUCCUAUAAUUGUCGAUGAGGCUCAUGGGGCGCACUUCGGCUUCCAUCAUCAGUUGCCUAUCUCGGCCCUUGCUCAAGGAGCAGAUCUUGUCGUACAAUCUACUCACAAAGUCCUAUGCUCUCUUACACAGUCAUCAAUGUUGCACAUGUCAGGUAACCUCGUAGACAGAGAAAGGAUUUGUUGGUGUCUUCAAACGCUUCAAAGCAGUAGCCCGAGUUAUCUGUUAUUAGCAUCAUUAGAUGCUGCUCGGGCUCAUCUCAGUGAUAGCCAAGAAACUGUCUUCAACAAAGCUGUUGAAUUAACUCUUGAAGCCAAAAAUAUUAUCAAGAAAAUUCGCGGAAUCGCAGUCCUUGACUUGCCAAAUAUCUCUAAUUUCCCUGCAAUUGAUCCUUUGCGAGUUACUGCUGGCGUCUGGCGCCUAGGUCUCUCUGGUUUUGAAGCCGAUGAUAUCUUAUGUAGGGAUUUCAAGGUAGUUUCUGAACUUGUUGGGACCCGAUCUAUUACAUUUGCAUUUAACCUCGGAACAAAGAGAGAGCACGUAUUGAGGCUCGUGUCUGGGUUGAAGUAUCUAUCAGAGAAUUUCUCAGCCAGUGACAAUACAGAAAAUAGAGCAGUUGAUGUCGUGUGCUCAGCACCCUUCAAUGAUAUUAGCAUGAGUUUGAGUCCAAGAGAGGCCUUUUUUGCGAAGAAGUCAAAAAUCGGCAUAGAGGAUAGUCUUGGAAAAAUCUGUGGGGAGCUUAUAUGUCCUUAUCCACCUGGUAUACCAGUUCUGAUCCCGGGAGAAAUUAUCACCGAAAGAGCACUGAAUUAUUUGCUGCAUGUAAAAAGCAAGGGUGCCAUUAUAAGUGGAGCUGCUGACCAUCUUCUUUCCUCCCUUCUGGUAUGUCAUGACUAG